AUGGCGGCGGCAGCGGUGUCGGGGACGCUGAGGUGCCUGGUCCGAUGCAGCCAGCGGGUGGGAGGCGGGCGCUUGGCCGGACCCCCGCGGCGGGGCCUCCACGCCUCUGCGCCUGCCGCUGCUCAGGUGACUGUCCGUGAUGCUUUAAAUCAGGCCUUGGAUGAGGAAAUAGAGAGGGACGAGAAAGUUUUCUUGCUUGGGGAGGAAGUUGCGCAGUAUGAUGGUGCAUACAAGAUUAGCAGAGGACUCUGGAAGAAAUACGGUGAUAAGAGGAUAAUUGACACUCCUAUAUCAGAGAUGGGAUUUACUGGAAUUGCUGUAGGUGCUGCUAUGGCUGGCUUGAGGCCCAUUUGUGAAUUCAUGACCUUCAACUUCUCAAUGCAAGCCAUUGACCAGAUCAUAAACUCAGCUGCCAAAACCUACUACAUGUCUGCUGGGUUGGUGCCUGUGCCCAUCGUCUUCAGAGGUCCAAACGGAGCCUCGGCAGGAGUGGCAGCCCAGCAUUCCCAGUGUUUUGCAGCCUGGUACGGGCACUGUCCCGGACUGAAAGUAGUGAGCCCUUGGAGUUCGGAGGAUGCAAAAGGUCUCCUUAAAUCGGCAAUCCGGGAUGAUAAUCCAGUUGUAAUGCUGGAAAAUGAACUGAUGUAUGGUGUUCCCUUUGAGAUGUCUGAGGAAGCUCUGUCAAAGGACUUCCUUGUUCCUCUUGGAAAGGCUAAGAUAGAAAAACCAGGAACUCACCUUACUUUAGUGUCUCAUUCACGGUUCGUUGGGCACUGUAUGGAAGCAGCUAUUGUUCUUGCCAAAGACGGGGUGGAAUGUGAGGUCAUCAACCUUCGUAGUAUUAGGCCAAUAGAUAUUGAUACCGUCGAGGCCAGUGUGGUGAAGACAAACCAUCUUGUAACAGUGGAAGGCGGCUGGCCACAGUUUGGAGUGGGAGCUGAAAUAUGUGCCAGGAUUAUGGAAGGACCUGCUUUCAACUACUUGGAUGCUCCAGUCGUUCGCGUCACUGGUGCAGACGUCCCUAUGCCUUAUGCAAAGACUCUGGAGGAGAACUGCCUACCUCAAGUAAAGGAUAUUAUAGUUGCAGUGAAGAAAACACUAAAUAUCUAGGGGGUUUGUGUGUAUAUUUAAGCGCUUCCUUCCAGACUUAAGUCUUUAAAAAUAUUUAUGGAAUGCUUUUGUCAUUAUAUUGCAGGUUGUACUUGUACAUGGGCCAGAAA
Messenger RNA from Euleptes europaea (tarantolino), 1220 nucleotides. RefSeq names its product pyruvate dehydrogenase E1 subunit beta (gene PDHB). The transcript has 9 exons. The record is from RefSeq and is a predicted model, not a curated record. Gene Ontology annotation, molecular function: pyruvate dehydrogenase (acetyl-transferring) activity. Bases 1 to 1110 code for a protein of 369 amino acids. Gene Ontology annotation, biological process: pyruvate decarboxylation to acetyl-CoA. NCBI's taxonomy places the organism in Eukaryota, Metazoa, Chordata, Lepidosauria, Squamata, Sphaerodactylidae.